AUGUCAAUGCUUAUGUCCACUCCACAAUGUUUGAACAAUACCUCUGGUAUUGCAACCAACAGUUAUAAAGUUUCAAAACCUAAAACUAAACCAAGAACUACAUUAGAGGAGAAGAUUAUGAUUUUGAAUCAUUACCAUCAAUCAAAUAAACCACAGGCUGAUACUGUUGAAUUGUUCAAGAAUAGAUAUUCCAUAUCCACAUCGUCUUUUAGUGAAUGGUUAAAGGAUGAAGAGAGUUUAAGAAAUUUAUACAAUAAUUCUAAUGAAUUUCUCAAGAAAUCUAAAAGAAAAUUAAGAUUCAAAUAUGAUAAGAUCAAUGAAGAGAUGGAUAAAUUAGUUGAAGAGAGAAUUCAAAAUAAAAAACCAAUCAAUGAACCAUUCCUCAGAGAGAAUUGGGCAAUUUUUGCCAAUAGAUAUGGUGUUGAAGAUCCAAAGAGAUUGUUAAGUUUCAGUCAUGGAUGGUUAUCUCAAUUCAAGAAAAGACAUGGGCUAGAUAAACAAUCAAGAAUGCGCAAAUUAUCCACAACAUCUUUAUCUUCGCCGAAUUGUGAUGCUGCUUCUAUAACUUCAGAUACAUCUUCAAGUACUUCAUCUACAGAUACUUUGGUUGAAACCAGCAAUAACACCAACAUCACCAAUGAAUUGGAGAACAUGAGUGGCAUAAACCCAAUGAAACCAUCAAUAAGUACACAAAGUUUUUUGAAUUUAGAUGUGAAUGAAGAUUAUUUACAAACAAAUAUAAACAACUAUGAAAAUUUGAUCAAUAAUGCUUCAAAUAAUUUCAUGCCAAUUCAAAUAUCAAACACACCAACAUUAUUACAAUCAGCAUCUUUAUCUAGGGUCAAUUCACGUCCUUUACAAUCCAAUUCUAUUAUGAAUUCAAGUAUGACGAACCUUUUAAAUUUUGCAAACACUUCAACCACUUCAAGUUCUACAAAUAAUAUUGAAUAUGAUCUUAUCAAUGAAGGUGAUUUUGAAAUUUUCUUGAAUAAAUAUGGUGAAGAUUUCCUGGGGUUCAACCAAGAUAAAUAUCCAGAAAGUUUCAAGAUUCUAGGUGAUUUAAAAGAUGUAUUCAAGAAAGAGAAGGAAGGUUAUAAUGAUAAAAAACUUAGAGAAUUACUAUUCAGAAGAUAA
Molecule: messenger RNA, 1134 nt
Organism: Hansenula anomala
Lineage: Eukaryota; Fungi; Ascomycota; Saccharomycetes; Phaffomycetales; Wickerhamomycetaceae
Product: DNA-binding domain-containing protein
Exons: 1
Coding region: 1-1134 (377 amino acids)
Source: RefSeq, a predicted model, not a curated record